Vigna umbellata (rice bean) is the source of this 504-nucleotide messenger RNA. Its product is annotated as large ribosomal subunit protein eL20z-like. The record is from RefSeq and is a predicted model, not a curated record. NCBI's taxonomy places the organism in Eukaryota, Viridiplantae, Streptophyta, Magnoliopsida, Fabales, Fabaceae.
UCUGAUUAGGAGGGUGAAAGAAAGUACUGGAAUGAAUUCCAAUGUAUUGACGAUGAGCGAGAAGGGGGAAAAUAAGGAAAUGGUGACCGACAACAACCCUUAUUAUGGCACAUUCCAAGGCGUCACCAAUUAUUAUCCUCCGUCUUUUCCCUCCGCUUACCACCAACAACAACCCUACCAUCUUCUUCCAGUUUAUGCCGUUCCUGAAAGAAGGCCAUUGAGAGAACGUCGACUUCCCUGUUGUGGACUUGGUGUAGGCUGGGUUUUGUUCAUAAUUGGUUGGUUUCUUGGUGGUGUUCCUUGGUACAUUGGAACUGUUGUUUUAGUAUUUGUGCAAAUGGAUCAUAGAGAAAAACCCGGACUCAUUGCAUGUGCAUUGGCUUCGUUGGUUACUUUGAUGGUGGUUGCCCUUGGUGUCACACAGGCAGAUCUUCAAAAGUUCACAUGAAGCACAAAACCAUGACAUUUUUUUAUUGUAACUUGCACUUUUAACUUCGGUAUAAA